AUGCAAGUCAAGAGGUUCCAAUCUUCAUGUACACUUUAAGAACACCAGAGAAACAGCCCAGGCCAUCAAGGGUAUGCAUAUCCGAAAAGCGACCAAGUAUCUGAAAGAUGUCACAUUAAAGAAGCAAUGUGUGCCAUUCCGGCUUUACAAUGGUGGAGUUGGCAGGUGUGCCCAGGCCAAACAGUGGGGUUGGCCCAAAAACAGUGCUGAAUUUCUGCUGUACAUGCUUAAGAAUGCAGAGAGUAAUGCAGAACUGAAGGGUUUAGAUGUAGACUCCCUGGUCAUUGAACACAUCCAGGUGAACAAAGCACCUAAGAUGCGCCACCGAACUUACAGAGCCCAUGGUAGGAUUAACCCAUCCAUGAGCUCCCCCUGCCACAUUGAGAUGAUCCUUACUGAGAAGGAGCAGAUUGUUCCUAAACCAGAGGAGGAGGUUGCACAGAAGAAAAAGGUAUCCCGGAAGAAACUGAAGAAACAAACACUUAUGGCACGGGAAUAAAUUUAGCA
Dipodomys spectabilis (banner-tailed kangaroo rat) is the source of this 507-nucleotide messenger RNA. Its product is annotated as 60S ribosomal protein L17-like. Gene Ontology annotation, cellular component: ribosome; cytosolic large ribosomal subunit. Gene Ontology annotation, biological process: cytoplasmic translation. Lineage: Eukaryota; Metazoa; Chordata; Mammalia; Rodentia; Heteromyidae. The record is from RefSeq and is a predicted model, not a curated record. Gene Ontology annotation, molecular function: structural constituent of ribosome. The coding region runs from base 74 to 499 and encodes 141 amino acids. The transcript has a single exon.